UGGCAACAAAAUAACAUAGCUAGAGAAGAAAUCUGAUGCGGGGGUAGCUAAAGAACGAAACAGUGACGCUGCUAGAUAUGGUUAAAACACAGUAACACAUUUUAAAGACUUCAAACGGAAUUAAAUGGAUCUCACUCUUGUUUUAAAGUAAAAGAACUAAUUGAUAUCCGAGCGUUUGACGUCAACUGGCUGUUGUUUUUGUUGAUAUGUUAAUGCUCAGCUGACAGACUGGAAGCUAUUUACUUGUUUGGACAGCUAUGAGCUGUUAGGGCUUGCUGGCUCGCUAAUCAUUUCUUUGGAGAAAGUUGAAACUGUUCGUGGAAAGUAGUUAGCUGUUAGCUAAAUAUUUUUGUUUGGAUGUGAAAUUAUCUACCGAGUGCCAGAGAGCCGCUGAGAGUCAGUCUGUUAGCUAGCCUGUUGUUAGCUUCAACAUUUGCACAUGAAUCCUUUCAGGAACAGCUCAUUGUGUGGAGUGCUACCAGCCACCUGUGCACGUUUCUGUAGUAUUUGACAUAAUUUGUCACUCAAGAAGACUGUGGUUUUGACGUAAUUGCCUUACUGCUAGUUGCACAAAAUGAACUUAUUUAACAACAUUUAUAUAGUGUUUAAAGUUAAUGCUGCAAAGACUGAUUUGAUAAAUAGUAGGCUAGGUUUUCUACAUACAUACAUACAUACAUACAUACAUGUAUAUAUGUAAUUGCUGAGACUUGUUACAGUCAGUGGAUCAGCAACCCCCUUACCAUGCAGCUGUUUUAAGGUAAUUUAUUCAUUACAUUUGGUUAUUUCUGUUGCCAGGAUCACCAUAUGUUGUGCUUUUUCAUUAACUGCUAUUGGAAAUAACUGGUGCUGUUGUCAAAGCUGUUCCAAUAAGCAUAUCCCUCUGUUCUCAAGUUUACACUGUAAGAAAUGAUGAGUUGGCAUGGCUCAUCUUCAGAAAAGGGACUUAAUACUAGUCUAGUAUGUCAACAGAGUUAUGACUGUGGUGGCUCUGAGGAUGCUGCAUUUGAGUGUGAUGAAUGCAAAAGCAUGCAAUGUGUUUGUUGUGAGGUCAAGCUUCACAGUCAGGAGCAUCUGAAGAACCUUGAGCAGGUUCAGAUAGGUCCUGGUAAUGUUCCUUACUGUCACAGUUUCAAAGGAGUUAAUGGAGACAAUGGAAAGUGCCAUAGAUCUGUGGUCUGCUGCCAGAACUGCAAAGUUAACUUGCGCCAAGGCUGUCAGAAAUGCACCCACAGUGGAGGCAACAACAAGAAACACAAGCUCACAUCUUGUCCUACAUCACCCAAACUUGCAGAGGUCAACUCUGUCCAAACCUCUGUUCAGCCUGCUGUUCAAAUAGCUGAUGAGACCAAAUCUCAGAAAGCAAAACUUCUGGAGAAGGUUUCCAGUUUUCUCCUGGUUGAUGAGAAUGAGAAAAUGCAGAUAAAAGAUGAGGCUUUGUUUGUGAGGAGCCUGGGCUGUGACCCUGAACAGCUGCUCAAAGUUGUGUCCAUCUUUGGUAACACAGGAGAGGGCAAAUCUCACACCCUGAACCACACUUUCUUUAUGGGGAGAGAAGUCUUUAAGACUUCUCCCACACAAGAGUCCUGUACGAUGGGUGUGUGGGCAGCUUUUGACCCUAUCCACAAAGUAGUGGUCAUGGAUACAGAGGGGCUGCUUGGGAUCAGUUCCAAACAGGGUCAGAAAACCCGUCUCUUGCUUAAGGUGUUGGCCAUCUCCGACCUCAUCAUAUACCGCACUCAUGCUGACCGUUUGCACGAUGAUCUCUUCAAGUUCCUCGGGGACGCCUCAGAUGCCUAUUUGAAGCAUUUCACCAAGGAGCUGAAGUCUGCCAUGGCCCGCUGUGGCCUGGAUGUCCCACUGUCCACCCUGGGCCCUGCAGUGGUUAUCUUCCAUGAAACAGUCCACACUAAGUUGCUUUGUUCAGAUAAGUCAUCUGAGUCAGUAGAUUGGCUGCUAAUAGAACGCUUCAGGAAGCUUUCCCGUUUUCCAGAGGCAUUCAGUUCUGUGCAGUACUGGGGCACACAGACUCUCGGCCCUCCUACCGACUUUAGUGGAUUGCAGAAUAAACUGGAGCAGCUACUGGAUAACAAUGCUACCCGCUCCCCACGCACACCUGUGGUUAUUUUCAAAGCCCUGCAGGCACUGAGUGAGUGCUUCACUGGGGAAACUGCAGGUGAGUGUGUGGCUCACAGCUGCUUCUUUCCUGAUGAGUACUUCACUUGUUCCAGUCUGUGCCUCAGUUGUGGCACUCUCGGUAAUUAUUUUUCCACUAGAUCUGGCUGCAAGAACAGCAUGAACCACUUAGGAGAAGGUGUGUGCCAUGAGGCGAAUCAUCGCUGUCGUUAUUCUGCUCAGUAUGAUAAUCGCAUUUACACCUGUAAGGCUUGCUAUGAAGGAGGAAAAGAGGUGAUAGUUGUCCCAAAGACCUCAGCUUCCUCAGACUCUCCGUGGAUGGGCCUCGCAAAGUACGCCUGGUCUGGGUACGUUAUUGAAUGUUCCGACUGCGGAGUGAUCUAUCGGAGCCGUCAGUACUGGUAUGGGAACCAGGACCCUGUGGAUACGGUUGUUCGCACUGAGAUCCAGCAUGUAUGGCCAGGGGUAAGAGAAUCAGAUGGCUUUUCAAAGGACAAUAGCAAUGCAGCGCAGCGUCUUCUGGAUGGAGUCAACCUAGUGGCUCAGUCUGUGUCAGAGCUCAGUGUCAAGCCUGCAAAGACGGUCACCUCUUGGCUGACGGAUCAGAUCGCCCCAGCCUACUGGAAACCCAACUCCCUCAUCCUGGUGUGCCAUAAGUGUCAUGCAGUCUUCCAGGACAGCGACACCAAACAUCACUGCCGUGCCUGUGGGGAGGGCUUCUGCGACCGCUGCUCUUCCAAAGUGGCACCCGUCCCUGAGAAGGGUUGGGGUCUUGCCCCUGUCAGAGUCUGUGAUGUCUGCUUCAAACAGAGAGCCUCAUGUGCAGAGAUGCUGCUUGAAGCUGAGCUCGAGCAGGAACAAGGUGGAACCCUCGCCAGGAAGGUUGGUGAGGCUGUCACCAACACCAUAGGGGUUGUGGUCACUGCUAUUGAUAUCCCACUUGGCCUAGUGAAAGAUGCAGCCCGUCCUGCCUACUGGGUGCCUGACCAGGACAUCCUGUGUUGCCACAGCUGCCAGCGUGAGUUCACUGCCAAGCUGUCCAAGCACCACUGCCGCACCUGUGGCCAAGGAGUGUGCGAUGACUGCUCCCCAGAGCGUCGGCCGGUUCCAUCCCGGGGCUGGGACCACCCUGUGCGCGUAUGUGCCAGCUGCAUCCAGAAACCUGGAGAACUUUAACAAGGACAGCCUUCCUUCCUCAGAGCACCAAAGAGAACCACUCACUCAGCUCGCAGUCUGUCACUGCUUUACCUCUGUUACUCCAUUGGCUCUGUAUCUGGGGCAAGGAAGCCCUUAGGCAUUCACAUAUAGGACAUUUACCAGAUUUAGGAUCUGAGAGUUCUUGUGGCCUUUGUAGAACAGCCAGAGCAUGUGAGUUACUGAGUGUGAGACCUGCAUUUCCACUCUGAUUAUUCAGUUAAUAUUUUGAUUCUUACUGACACACAAAUCCCUAAUUCAAUGUUAAAUGAGGCUAUUGAGCUAUUUUUCUACUAUUAGAAAAUAUUACAAAAAUGUAUCAUUGAAGGACAUUAGCCACUUGAGAACCCUGUGGGGUUGACUUGAUUAGUUUCUUGUAAUUGUUAUUAUUGAGCAUUUUCUCUAAUGUCGUAGUGUAAUGGCAAGGAGUUAAUUUAUAUCCAUGUAGAUGGAACUGCAGGUUCCAUUGAAUGGUGUAUUAAAGUAUUUUCAUUUUUGCACUAAGCCCGUUUCAGCUGUUGUAGGCUGUUGCUUACCAUGGCCAAACCCCAGAUAUCCAGAUGACCAAGCAGUCUGUCCCAAACUGAAAUGAAACCUCCAGUAGGUCUAGAUCUGUGGAUAUCUGGUGUGCCAAAGUCAUUCAGGUCACUGUGUCUGUGUUGGUAUAUUAUUUCUAUUUUAUCAUAUCAUUUAUGGUCAUUUGAAGGCAUAGAACUAUGUUUUUGGUGUGUAUAUUUGAAAUGUAGUAAAUUAUUUAUGUAUUGAAUUUAUUUUUUUUUAUUUAAUAGUGCUUUGGCCUGCAUGACGGUAUGAUGACAGCCUCUGAAUACACCUUACUAACUUUGUAUCAACCAGUAUUUUAUUGUAGACAUGUAUUUAUUUCACAUUCAAAUUUGGGUUCUUGACAUCUUGGUUUUAAAAGUUUUCUAAAUAUUUACAGUUGCUAUCUGUUUGGUUGUUUUGAAUAUUCUUUACCGAACUGAAAAUUAUCCAAAUUGGUCUUCAGUGCAGUUUUACAUAUUCCACUCACACUUCCAGGUCACGGUUAGCACAGCUGGACAGGAUAAGGACACCUGACAAAGCUUGAUAAUUUUUAUUCAGGCAUCAUAAACAUCCGAUUUUGAAAGAUUUAUUCUUUGUUUUUGUGUGGCAAUAUUUACUUUAUAGAUAUUUAUAUACUUUGUAGUGUCUAUACUGUAUGUAUAGUUUUUUGGUUAUUUUUGUUUGUUUUCUUUUAGCAUUACACAGAUGGGACGGUGAAACCUAUUUAAUGGUUGAGAGCUUUAACUUUCAUCAUUACUACUUUUGUGCUGAGUAAUGAGACUGUCACAUGGAUAUUUUAUGAAGCACAAUGUGCCUUUGACACAUUGUAUUUUACUGUUAAAAAUUAGAGGAAAGAUUUUUUGUUGAUUUCAAGUUUUGUAGAUAGUUAACUCUCUCUUUGGUUCUGAUAUCUGAUGGGAAGAUGUUUGUCUGCCUUCUCUCCAAAUAGAUUUAUCUGUCUGAAUGUUGCAUCACACACACCCUUCUCUGAGAUGUUAAUACUGCUCAGGAUAGAAAAAGAAAAAUAUCAUGUGAAAGUACUAUACUGGAGUUCAAGAUUUGCAUAAGAUUAAAGUUGUAUCAGCUGCUGUCUGUCAAAAACAUAA
Messenger RNA from Monopterus albus (swamp eel), 4976 nucleotides. RefSeq names its product zinc finger FYVE domain-containing protein 1-like. The coding region runs from base 907 to 3309 and encodes 800 amino acids. Gene Ontology annotation, biological process: lipid droplet formation. The record is from RefSeq and is a predicted model, not a curated record. Gene Ontology annotation, molecular function: phosphatidylinositol-3-phosphate binding; phosphatidylinositol-3,4,5-trisphosphate binding; 1-phosphatidylinositol binding. Lineage: Eukaryota; Metazoa; Chordata; Actinopteri; Synbranchiformes; Synbranchidae. The transcript is spliced from 11 exons. Gene Ontology annotation, cellular component: lipid droplet.